AUGGACUCAGACAUCCUGCAAGCCUUCCAGAGAGAACUCACCUGCUCCAUCUGCCUGAACUACCUUGUAGACCCAGUUACCAUGGGUUGUGGGCACAGCUUUUGUCAUCCAUGUCUCUGCCUUUUUUGGGAAGAAGCCCAAACUCCUGCUCAUUGCCCUAUGUGCAGGGAGCUAUCACAGCAAAGAGACUUCAAGACCAAUACAUUGAAGAAUCUGGUAUCUAUUGCCAGACAGGCCAGUUUCAAGCAUUUCCUGAACUCUAAGGAGUACAUGUGUGUUACCCAUAAGGAGAGAAAAAAGAUCUUCUGUGAAGAGGACAAGAACCUGCUCUGUUUGCUCUGCUCCAACUCUGAGGAGCACAGGGCUCACAGACACUGUCCCAUUGAGGAGGCUGCUGAGGAAUAUAGGGAGAAGUUUGUAAAACAAAUGAGAUCUUUUUGGAAAAAGAUGAAAGAAAACCAGAGAAAUCUAAAAAUGGAGAACAGAAAAAUUAACCAAUGGGUUUGGUAUGUGCAUUUGCACAGAGAGGCUACCAAGGCAGCUUAUCGAAUGGUGCAUCCAGGUGUCCAUGAGGAAGAAAAAGAACAUUUGGAGACACUUAUAAAGGAACGCAAAAUGACUGUACAGCAACUUAAUAAAAGCAAAGCUAAAAUGCUUAAGAAGAGGAAGCAGCUAAAGAAAGGCUAUAAGGAGCUAAUGAAAACGUGCCAUAAACCAGAUGUGGAGUUACUCCAGGAUUUAGAAGAAACAUUGGCAAUGUGUGAGUUAGUGGUGCUGCACAUGCCUCAGCCUGUGAGGCCACAGCUCAAUGCUCAACCCAUCACUGGACUGGUAGACAGACUUAAACACUUCCAAGUGAACUUUUCCUUCCAUAAUGAAGUAAACGGUCACAAUACCAUGCUGUUUGAUGAUGUGAGAAGUCUGAUAUUUGAACAAGACAAUGAAGAUGAAUCUUUGAAUUCUAACAGAUCAAAGUAUUGUGCCGCAUGGGGAGAUCAGGGCUUCUCCUCUGGGAAACAUUACUGGGAGGUGGAUGUGAGUGACUCCUGGGACUGGGCUAUAGGAGUCUGUAGGGAAUGUGUGGUAAGGACGAAUCACACCGUGAUGGAAUUUCAGGACAUGUUUCUCCUUUUAUGUGUGAAGGAGGAUAAACAUUUCAAUCUCUUGACUAUCUCCCCAAUAUUUUCUCUGUAUAUACAGAGACCUCUGGGCUCUGUUGGUGUUUUCCUUGAUUUCCAAAGUGAAAGCAUGAGUUUUUUGAAUGUUGCCAAGAGUUCCCUUAUAUGGCGAUCCCCUGCUGGGUCCCUGAAUUUCCUCUUGCAGAAACCUAAUCUGGAUGGGGCUUCAGGAAUCCUAACUAAUAUAAAAGCUUCCCAAAGGAAAAAAAUUGUUCUCUUCAGAGGCACUUGCAUUUGGCUAGACUGCGGAAAUCUUAAGAAGUUACAGUUUCCAUCCAGAAAGCCCAGAAGACACAGAACCCCUGAGCCACUUGGAUGGAUUUUCCUGCAAGCACUUAUAACACCAAAUGCAGAAUCUUCAGUGCCUGAAGGAACGUCUAAGACACAGACCAAGAAGCUGCAGAAACAGUACAGUGUAGACCAAGACCUCUGGUUCAGGACUUUGUCACCUAAGGUGAAUGAGGCAUACAAAGAGAAAAGUUAUGGGAAGCAGAAGAACAUGACGAGGAUCAGAGAUCUGAACCCCAAGUUCAGAAGAAUACAGCAGCAGUCCCAAUCAGCCGAGGGUCUGCAAGAAGACCUGGUAGAGAAACUGGAGUUGAAGUCUCCAGGGAGGGAUUCACAAGAGACUGCACAGAUGCUGAUCAACUAA
Sciurus carolinensis (gray squirrel) is the source of this 1830-nucleotide messenger RNA. Its product is annotated as tripartite motif-containing protein 43-like. Lineage: Eukaryota; Metazoa; Chordata; Mammalia; Rodentia; Sciuridae. The record is from RefSeq and is a predicted model, not a curated record. Gene Ontology annotation, molecular function: protein binding; zinc ion binding.